Rangifer tarandus platyrhynchus (Svalbard reindeer) is the source of this 1494-nucleotide messenger RNA. The record is from the annotation of a GenBank genome assembly. Lineage: Eukaryota; Metazoa; Chordata; Mammalia; Artiodactyla; Cervidae.
AUGGGAGCACUAAGUAGUCGGAUGUCCUGGAACAGAGUGGAGGAGCCAGGUGCCCCUGAGGGGGAGGAGGAGGCUGAGGAGGUAGCAGUGGCAGCGAUAGAGGAAGGGGAGGAGAGUGAAGAGGCGAGGCCCACCACUAGUCAAGGGCGCCACAAGCGGAAGACAGGCCCAGGACGGCAGCUCACAAAAGCGCCCUGCGGGAAGCGAGCAAAAGACAGUUUAGGGUCCGUUUAUGAGGCACUUUUCCUGAGAGGAGAAGGGAGUGACGUGCAGAUCCGUGCCCUGGGGGAGGAGUGGAACCUGCACAAGGUCAACUUGUGCCAGUCAGGAUACUUUGCCAGCAUGUUCAGUGGUGCUUGGCGUGAGACAACCAUGACUACUGUAGAGUUGCAGAUGCCUGACGAGAACAUUGAUUGUGAGGCACUGCACGAGGCUUUAGGUUCCCUGUACCGAGACUCUGUGCUCAUCCCACGGGGUCGAGUGGUCCCCAUGCUGGCCACAGCCAGCAUGCUGCAGCUGGAUGAGCUGAUUGAGCAGUGCAGAGAGAUCAUGAAGGACACCGUCAAUGUUCAGACCGUGUGCAGCUACUACUACUCUGCUGAGUGCUACGGACUCCAGGACAUCAGGGCCAUGUGUCUUCAGUGGCUGCUGGACAACCUGAUGACCCGGCAUAAUGAGGAGUUAUUGAGAGAAGUUAGCCUGGAUCUCAUGAAAGAGGUCAUUGCCUCUUCAGAGCUCUUCGUGAUGGAGGUAGAGAUGGAUGUGUACACCACGCUGAAAAAGUGGAUGUUCCUGCAGCUGCAGCCGACAUGGAGAGGCCCCCACAGAGACCUACUGCCUGACGCCGACUCGUGGUUUGCUGGGUCCAGGCAGGAGUCAGAGGGCACCGCUUUCCUGGAGACCGAGCAGGGCAGAGCCUUCGCGCCAGUGUUCCAGCAGCUGCGGCUUGCCUGCAUAAUCAGCGACCUGCCAUCAGCACGCAUCAUCGACCAGGAUGCGCUGAUCCCUGCCACGUGGCUGAGCCCAGUGUACAAAGAGCAGUGGCUUGCCCUCCUCCGGGCUGAGCAGACCAGAGAGCUCGGGCCCACGGAUGUCUGCGUGUCCGACCUCCAGAGGACCAGCAUGCGGUGCGGGGGCCGGCUCUACAGGGAUGAGCAGUGCAGCUGGCGGUGGGCAGGCUUCAACUUCGGCUGGGACUUGGCGGUGUACUAUGCCAACCGGCGCAUCAUUUUCAAGCACAGCGCGCUGAACAAGUCUGGCGGCCUUGCGGUCAGCUUACUCUGGCAGAGAAAGGUCGCGUUCCGCCUGCGCCUGGCCUCCUUGGACAGGGCUGGAAGAGCCAUUCUCCGGAGGGAGACAGAAUACCAGGUGCUUUCCCUGGGAAAGGAUGAAGAGCUAGAGGUAGUGAAUCUGGAGAACGAACAUGUGGUUUUCCCCAUAUAUGUGACCUGUAGUUUCCUGUACCUCCCCAGAGAGGGGCGUUUUCCUGAGUGA